Cynoglossus semilaevis (tongue sole) is the source of this 7675-nucleotide messenger RNA. Its product is annotated as roundabout homolog 1. Gene Ontology annotation, biological process: axon midline choice point recognition; axon guidance; Roundabout signaling pathway. The record is from RefSeq and is a predicted model, not a curated record. The coding region runs from base 2013 to 6410 and encodes 1465 amino acids. Lineage: Eukaryota; Metazoa; Chordata; Actinopteri; Pleuronectiformes; Cynoglossidae. Gene Ontology annotation, molecular function: protein binding; axon guidance receptor activity. The transcript has 29 exons.
GCAGCAUGUCUCAAUAUUUUUUUCCCUUGGCCUCUAUGUUGUGUUUGAACAGAUGAGUUUGGGUUGAGGUGGUGCUGAAAAGCAGGCUCUAGUUUCUUCCACUGUUUCUACACUCAAUGUGUUCAUUGAGUUGGAUAAUCUCUCAGGAGAUGGGCAGGAUGUGUUUGGCCCAGCGACCCCUUCAAGCCUUGGGGGCCCUGGGGGAGAAGUGGCCUGAUCCUUCCAGGGUGAGCGCUCCUCUAAAGAGCCCUUGGUAGGUGGUCAAUCGCUACAAUGAGAACAAAACCCUUUAUGUUUGCCUCUGCGUCUGCUUUUUGUCAAGGACAAGAGAGCUAUAAAUAGUAGGUUUAUAUGAAAGAAAUGCGGUCAUUGCACCCGUGUUUGAUAAUCUAUUUAGACAUUAUUUUAAAGACGUAUCACAGAUACAAUAGAUUCUAUCGUCUGUUAAAGUCCCACAGUGACAGACUGGCUUUGGUGUAGAGGACAUUUAUGCUUUACUUUAACAUCCAGGGGUUGAAGACAUGUUAGCAAGGCUGGUAUUUGGCACUCUGCAGGUUUGUAAUGUAAGAAGAGUAAACAAGGUCUUUCUGUUUUUGAGAGUGGCCUCUACCGGUGUUGACAAAUUUGUUCCCAUGAUGCUUUAAGAGCGGCUUUCAUUGGUGAGGUCAGCUUCUCAGAUAUAUUAUCUCUUUAGUCUCUCGACUUGCUGAGAGUAGAGGAGUAGCAAAGCUCAGAUAUCACUGCUCCCCUAGCGUGCCCAGAGGCUGUCACCAAGCUGUUCACUGUAAUCUAAUCAAGAUGGGGAACGAAAGUGUUGUGCGUGCGUGUGUGUGUGUAAGUAUGUGUGUGUCAUCUCUGUAUUAAAAGAUGCCUGCAUUCAUACACACACGUCUAAACAUACCAGGGCAUCCGUCAGGUACCUGUGUUGUGAUGAAAAAAUUGAAUGCAUUUUUUAGUUUUCAAGGUUUCUUUUUUGUUGACUCUGAUCUAAUAUCUUGUCACAAAGAAAAAAAAAAUAAAAUGGAUGAGAUUGAUUUCUGAAUUGAUAAAUGUUGAAAGGUUUAAAAGACCGUGUGACGAAAUACUCUAUAUUUAGAUUUUAGUAGCCAGUAGCCAGACCUUUAACAGCUAAGCUCCAUAUUUAAUAAGCUAGAUGGUUCAUGCUGCCAGCACUUGUACGCAUUUCCACUGUAGCUGAAGUAUAAAUUAUGCAAAUUGAAAGUGCAACAAGUCCUUAAUAUCUGUUUAGCUUCACCAUGUUAUUCUGACCUUUAGAUAAUGGCUUCAUAACCCGUUGACCACAGCUUUGAGGAAUCUGGCGUUUGUUUAUGCUCACUUGUUCUGAACAGCACAAUGUUCAAACCUUUUCCCCUAAAUCUACUACUUAUGGAGCUGAAGUAAACCAAUUUCCCCAAUAGUAGCAGAUACGGUAUACCAAGGUUAUUUCUGAGGUAGUUUUUUUUUUUCAUGUAAGAAAACAAGACAGUUGGCAGGACUUGUGAGGACCAGAGUUCAGAGCCCCAUUGGCUCACACUCAAGUUUUGGCUGCUGUUUCUGUAUAAAGUUCAAACAGACCCAUAAUGACAAGCCAACAUGCUCCGGGCCUCGCUCUCUCCUCUACUCACUAAGUGGGUGUCUCUUUACUCCCUUCUCUGCAACUCAGUCCCAACUAUGUAUAAUUAUAUUGUUUAAGCAACCAGUAUGGACCUCUGCUGGAGAGAAAGGUUGAAGAAAUAAUAAUAAUGGCAAUUUAGAUUUCUUCACAGGGGAGUGGGAACAACCAAUAAGCCAUUAAUCUGACUCAUUGCUGUUAGUGUUCCUUGAUUUCUAUUGAGGUCCUGCGUGACGACUUCAGACAAAACCCUGCAGAUGUGAUUGUGGCGGCAGGAGACCCAGCCGUUCUGGAGUGUCAGCCACCGCGUGGACAUCCUGAGCCGACAAUAUCCUGGAAAAAGGAUGGUGUUAAUAUUGACGACCGAGAUGAGAGGAUCACUAUUCGUGGAGGAAAGCUGAUGAUCACAAAUGCCAGGAAGAGCGAUGCUGGGAAGUAUGUGUGCGUCGGGACGAACAUGGUGGGGGAACGAGAAAGUGAAAUCGCUGAACUUACAGUGCUUGAGCGCCCGAGUUUUGUACGUCGCCCAGGAAGCCAAGUACUGCUGGUAGACCAAAGUGUAGAAUUUAGGUGUGAGGCCCGUGGUGACCCAGUUCCAACUGUACGCUGGAGGAAAGACGAUGGAGAACUACCUAAAGGAAGAUAUGAGAUUCGUGAGGACCACACCCUGAAGAUCCGCCGUCUGAUCUCCGCUGAUGUCGGCUCCUACACCUGCGUGGCUGAGAACUUGGUGGGCAAGGCGGAGGCGUCGGCCAUGCUCACAGUCCACGUCAUGUCUGUUCCCCCCGCGUUUGUGGUAAGACCAAGGAACCAGGUGGUUGGGGUUGGCAGAACUGUCACUUUCCAAUGUGAGGCCACUGGAAACCCACAGCCAGCCAUUUUCUGGCAGCAGGAAGGCAGUCAGAACCUGCUCUUCUCGUCCCAGCCCCCUCAACCGUCAAGUAGAUUUUCCGUAUCACAGACGGGGGACCUGACCAUCACAGACGCUGAACGCUCAGACAUGGGUUAUUACAGCUGCCAGGCCCUCAACAUUGCUGGCAGUGUCAUCACCAAGGCUCUGCUAGAGGUCACUGAUGUCGUAUCAGACCGACCGCCACCAGUAAUCCGCCAGGGCCCAACCAAUCAGACGGUGGCUGUAGAUGGAACUGUGGUCCUUAGUUGCAUGGCUUUAAGUAACCCCACGCCUACCAUUCUCUGGAGAAAGGAUGGCUUACUGGUGUCCACACAUGACUCCAGAAUCAAACAGCUGGACACUGGUGCACUGCAGAUACGCUAUGCAAAGCUCGGUGAUACUGGCACUUACACCUGCAUUGCCUCUACUCCAAGUGGAGAGGCUUCCUGGAAAGCCCACUUAGAAGUUCAAGAAUUUGGAGUUCCCGUCCAGCCAAACAGACCUACUGACCCAAACCUGAUCCCUAGUUCCCCAUCUAAGCCUGAGGUCACUGAUGUUACUCGAACUUCCGUCACCCUUUCCUGGAAACCUAACCUUAAUACUGGAGCCACACCAACCUCCUACAUUAUUGAGGCCUUCAGUCACGCAUCAGGGAGCAGCUGGCAGACACUGGCAGAACAUGUGAAAACUGAGUCAUUUGUACUAAAGGGCUUGAAGCCCAGCGCAGUCUACCUCUUUUUAGUUCGGGCAGCCAAUGCCUAUGGGCUGAGUGAUCCAAGUCCCAUCUCUGAUGCUGUAAAAACCCAAGACAUUCCUCCUACCAGUCAGGGCGUGGACCAUCGUCAGAUCCAAAGAGAGUUGGGAGAUGUGGUAAUCCACCUGCACAACCCCACAAUUCUGUCUUCUUCCUCUGUCAGGGUGCAGUGGACGGUGGAGCAGCAAUCACAAUACAUACAAGGCUACAAGGUGAUGUACAGGCCGUCACCAGAGGGGCUGCAGCGGAGUGACUGGGCUGUCUUUGAGGUGCGCACCCCCGGGGAGGACAGCGCUGUUGUGCCACAGCUCAGAAAAGGCGUCACAUAUGAAUUCAAAGUCCACCCCUUCUUCAACGAAUUCCAAGGAACAGACAGCGAUGUGAAAAUUGGCAAGACGCUGGAGGAAGCCCCCAGCGCCCCUCCUCGUGAAGUUACAGUGACGGAAAGUGGGGACAAUGGGACUGCUAUCGUGGUCUCCUGGCAACCCCCUCCACCGGAGGAUCAGAAUGGGGUCGUCCAGGAAUACAAGAUUUGGUGUUUGGGUAACGAGAGUCGGUACCACAUCAACCGCACAGUGGACGGUUCCACCUUCUCCGUGCUGAUUCCCAGUCUGACUCCUGGAAUUCGCUACAGCGUUGAGGUAGCAGCCAGCACUGGAGCCGGUCCUGGGGUCAAAAGUGAUGUCACAUAUUUUCAGCUGGAUGCGUCGGGGCGGAUGACUGAGACUGGUGCAGAUGAGAACCCCCUGACCCAGCAGAUCUCAGAUGUGGUCAAACAGCCGGCCUUUAUCGCGGGGAUAGGAGCUGCGUGUUGGAUCAUCCUCAUGGUCUUCAGUAUCUGGUUGUACAGACACCGCAAGAAGAGGAACGGUCUGUCCAGCAGCUACGCAGGCAUACGUAAAGUGCCGUCCUUCACGUUCACACCAACAGUGGCAUAUCAGAGAGGUGGAGAAGGUGUGAGCAGUGCUGGAAGACCUGGUUUGUUAAACAUGGGGGAUUCUGCCACUCAGCCCUGGCUGGCUGACACCUGGCCCAACUCCUGCUCCAACCACAACGAUUGCAGCAUCAACUGCUGCACUGCUGGCAAUGGCAACAGCGACAGCAACCUGGCAACGUACAGCCGACCAGCUGACUGCAUCGCCAACUAUAACAACCAGAUGGAAAACAAGCAGACCAAUCUUAUGAUGCCAGAGUCGGGGCUGUACGGAGACGUAGACCUGUCAAACAAGAUCAAUGAAAUGAAGACAUUCAACAGCCCUAACCUCAAAGAUGGACGCUUUAUGGGUCCAGGCGGUCAACCGACCCCUUACGCCACCACCCAACUCAUCCAGUCCUCCAUCAUGGGCAACAAUAUAAACCCAGACAGAGGCACAGGAGGGAGUGGAGGUGGACCUGUGGGUGGAGGGGAGGUGAAUGAGAAACACUGCUGGAAGCCUCCUCCCAUUCAGCAUCAGAAGCAGGAAAUGGGCUCCCAGUUGCAGUACAUCAUCAUGGAGCAAAACAAGCUGAACAAGGAUCGCUGCAGAGGAGGUGAGAGUCCUAUGCCCACUAUCCCUUACAACCAGGCCCACGACAGCCACACCGGAGGCUCCUACAACAGCUCUGACCGAGGCAGCAGCAGCACCUCUGGGAGCCAGGGCCAAAAGAAAGGAAUGCGUACCCCAAAACUACCCAAACAGAGCACAAUGAAUUGGGCUGACUUGCUGCCCCCUCCCCCUGCAAACCCACCCCCAAGCCGGAGUGUGGAGGAAUACGCGCUGUCAAUGCAAGAAAGCUGUGACCCAGACACACAAUGCCCCAUGCCUCCAUCACACAUGUACCUGCAGCCUGACGAGCUGGAGGAGGAAGAAGAGCUGGAAAGGGGGCCAACUCCUCCCAUCCGAGGGGCAGCAUCUUCCCCCGCCGCUGUAUCUUACAGUCACCAAUCCACAGCAACUCUCACCCCAUCACCCCAGGAAGAAAUGCAGCCAAUGCUCCAAGACCCACCAGACAGCCAUGAACGCAGGCGCCAUGCUGUGAGCCCCUCGCCCCCACCAAGACCCCUCUCUCCUUCACACACAUAUGGGUACAUUACCAGCCCACUGGCCUUGGACACUGACGGCAUGGAAGAGGAGGAAGACAUUAUGGAGGAAGAGGAGGAUGAGGGCGAUGACACAGAUGCGGAAGUUGCCAAGAUGCACUACCACCACACCCACCCCCACAUACACCCCCACCAUAGCCAAAUGCAUCCACGCAGGCUGCUGUUACGAGGGCUCGAACAGACGCCUGCGUCCAGUAUGGGCGACCUGGAGAGCUCAGUGACCGGCUCCAUGAUCAACGGAUGGGGCUCAGCUUCUGAAGAGGACAACGUCUCUUCAGGGAGGUCCAGUGCGGUCAGCUCAUCUGACGGAUCCUUCUUCACUGACACUGACUUCGCUCAAGCGGUUGCCGCAGCUGCAGAGUAUUCUGGCCUGAGAGUAGCCAAGUACCCAAAUAUACACAGUCAAGAAGUUGGAGGACCAUCAGCUCGGAAAUACCAAAUCAACCCAACAGGUCACCGGCCUGGCAGCCCCGUGUCUACAGACAGUAACAUGAGUAUGGCUGCUGUCAAUAGGAGGCCACCUAAAAAGCAGAAACAGCACAAUGCAGGCCAUCCAGGCAACCAGCGACGUGACCCUUAUAAUGAAGAUCUCCCUCCUCCACCUAUUCCGCCUCCAGCUGUUCUCAAGUCACCUACACAUCCAUCCAAGGCAACGCUGGAGGGCCGGGGGGUGAUCUCCCCCAAAGCGGGGGAAGGCCGAGACAAGAGAGGAGGAAGUGGAGGUUACAGGCCCCGGGAUGGUUCUGACCCACGGACCGGGUCAUCUGAACGGAAAGAAGCCCAAGAGAGACAGAAGAGUGCUCACGGUGAAAAAGGGAAUAGACAUGAGGGUAGCACUGCGAGCAAGGCACGACAGCAUCCAGGUUCAGAAGAUAUUCCACCGUACAGCCGACCACAGUUCCCCACCGUCAACAGCCCUCGAGACCCCAGCUCCUCUAGCUCCAUGUCUUCUAGGGGCUCAGGGGGGCGGCGGAGAGGAGAAGGGGGGCGCAGGAACCCUACAGACAUGAGCCUGGUCACAACAGGGGCCUUACAAGCAGGAGAUGAGGAGCUGGAGAUGCCAGAAAGCUGAAAACCAGAGGCAUUCAAGGAGGAGCCGUCCUGAUUUUCCCAGAGUGGAUCACCAUUGUUUCUCUUACAGUUUUUUAAUAUCUCAGUAUUUGACCUUCCAUGUUGGCUGCCAUUUAAACCGUACAACGGUAGUGUUUCUUUACACCUGGAAAAAAGAACAAUUUUUAACCAUUCAUUUUCUAUAUCCAUUUGAAAAAGUUGGAAAGUUUGUCUUAAAAAUUUCAGUAUGGUGCAGUCACAAUACAGUACGCAGUAGUGCAGUAUAUUUAUGUUUAAUUCCAAUGCAAUAUGGAGUAAGAUCUCGCUCCAGACAUUGACAUGACUUAGCUUGCCUUGACAAGAAUGACGGAGAGACAGUCAGAUGUUACUGUAAUAAAAAAGCUGCAAGCAGAGGUGGACUGUAAAUAUAAGUGUAUACAUGAUGUCCUUGUUCUGCCCAUUGUGGUACCUUGAAUUUGUCUUCCUUUGCUUCACUUUUGCAAAUUCUUAUUUUAUUAUGCCAGUAAAUAUAAAUAUUAUUUUAUCAUUUCAGUCAUGAUGUAAAUUGCAAUAUUAUUUAGCUGCCCCAAGAAAGUGCCACUUUGGGAUUUUUUUUUUUUUUUUGGUUUGUUUCUUUUUUUAAUGCACUGUUAUGUUUUGUGUCGUCUUCAAUGUUUGUUAUUUGUUUUACUUUGGUUUUAAAAGCACAAUCACUAAACUUUAUUUUAAACCAUUCUAUCUAUUAACCUUUUUGUCUUACUGGAGAAAACAGGUACGACAAAAGAGUCUAGUUAAUCUUGAUGAUGGUCAUGAUGAUAAUGAUGAUGAUGAUGAUGAUGAUGAUGAUGAUGAUGUAGGUAAAGUUGCUGUUUACGAAGGCUGUGCUUGAAAGGAGACUCCUUUCCUUUUGAUUGUCUCCCUCUCCAGUUCUGACGCUAGCUCAAGUGAAAAAAGAAAAACAGACAAUUAAUGUGAGUCAUAGCUGCAAUGUAAAUAUCUUUUUCGCAUUGACCAUGAACCCAGCUAUUGCACAUUAAUCCAAACGGUAAUGUCGUCUUCUAAUGCACUUAAAUGAACUUCAAAUACAGGAAAUAAGAAAGAAGUCACUUUGGGAACCUGGAGAGGUUUGUUUUGACAAGAAAGGUCUCUUUUCUUGAAAUGACAGAGGUGUUGGACUUCUGUUCUUGAGAAGAAACGGUGCUGUUGUUUAUUCAUAGGACAUCUGCAAACAUUUGUUUCGUAAAGCGAAAAGAACUUAAAAAAAAGGACAAUAAAAAGUUUAAACAA